Molecule: messenger RNA, 807 nt
Organism: Penicillium canescens
Lineage: Eukaryota; Fungi; Ascomycota; Eurotiomycetes; Eurotiales; Aspergillaceae
Exons: 3
Coding region: 1-807 (268 amino acids)
Source: RefSeq, a predicted model, not a curated record
AUGAGACUUAACAUCUUGCUCCACCCUCAAUUACGCACGAAUCUACCCGAAUGCGCCCAGAGAGGCCUUCGGAGGAGCGUUUGGGUCCGAUUCAAGUCACAGAUCCCCCGGCCCUCUCAGAAGCAUCUGUCACCACUGCCGAAGAAAGAAACGGCUCCCGCUCCUCCGGUCAGGAGGACAGUUACACCUACAUCUGAAACGAGUACCUCGCCUAAAAUAAGCACGAGGACAGGACCACCGGAACGGAUAUUGGUAUACUAUGGAGGCACAGGCAGAGCUAUUUUCCUCGGUACUCUGCGUAUUACGACAGUGCUCCUCUUCGGUGCAGCUUGUCUGAUUGUUGCACCAGCAUGCGCUGUAGCAGACUAUCCAUGGUAUAGCGUUCCAGGCGUAAUCGCUGCCGGCGCUUUACCAAUGCUAUUCGUUUCAUAUACUUCAGCUCCUUAUGUGAAUUUCAUUCACCUGGCUUUGCCCGCCUUUGCCAGGAAGUCUCGAGAAGCGGCCAUUCAAUAUGGAAAAGAGCUGCCUCCAACUGCUAUGUUGUACCUCACCAGCAUGAGGUUCAACACCAUUCCACGACAGACAGCUGUGCGUCUAGGAGACCUUGUUCCAGCUCAUGAUCCUCUUCGCCCUAUUAGCUUCCGCAAUUUGAACCCUAUGCCGCAGCGGUGGUGGCAGGGGAGAGCUCCCACUGAAUUCUAUACGGGAGAACACUCCAAGCCUGGUCGACAAACGGCUGCUUUCUUCCCAGAGCUAUGGGAAAGUAUAUAUCGACAAAUUCAGGCAGCAAAGUCCUCAACUCGAUGA